CUCCACAAAGUUUGCGGAAGUUUGUUUUUAAGAAUUCAAGUGGAAACUAAGUACCAGGCUGGUGAAAGCCAGAGAAACUUGGAUUGUGUCUUCUUUUGGGGGGUGGGGAGGAGUUGCGGUUUAAUAGAUGGACCUCACAUCAGAGAAAAUACAGCGGAUCCUUUCUAAGUACAAAUUUCGCGAUGUUGCUGUUGAGGAGCUGCAGAAAAUCCAUCGAAUCUAUCCCGGGAUGAAACCAUCCACAGGCACAUACACAUUCAGUGACAGCACUCAGAAAGAUCUUCUGAAAUUAACUGGUACCAUCCCGGUCAAGUAUGAAGGUCGCUCCUACAACUUCCCCAUUCAGCUGUGGCUAUUGGACUCCUUCCCCUUCACUCCUCCCAUAUGCUACCUCAAACCCACGUCUAACAUGGUCAUCAGAGAGGGCAAGCAUGUUGAUGCCCAUGGACGUAUCCAUCUCCCUGGACUUCACAGCUGGGAUCAUCCAAAGUCAUCUGUGGUGGGUCUUCUGAAUGAGAUGGUGACCAAGUUUGAGGAGGAUCCUCCAUUGUCCUCAAAGACCACAGGAGACAACAAAGACCCCCAUGAUCUCCUGGCAUUUGUCUCCAAUUUCCAGAUCAGUGAUGGUGGAACGAGACAUCACGAUCAACCUACCAACAAAGUCUCAGUUAUUGGGGGAGGAGAUUUAGGAAUGGCAUCAGUGAUGAGCAUUUUAUCUAAAUGUAAAGUGGAUAAACUUGUUUUUAUUGACGUUGCUGAGAGUUCCACCAAGGGCGGCAGUACAGAUCUGGAGAUUUUCAGCCUGCCAAAGGUUGAAGUAGCCAGAGAUUUCUCAGCCUCCGCAGGCUCCAGGGUGGUUGUGGUGACUGCAAACGCAUGGAGCAGCGAGCAAUCGUAUGUAAGCGUGGUUCAGACCAAUGUCGACUUGUAUAGAGGAAUAAUUCCCAAUCUGGCACGUCUCAGUCCUAACGCUGUGAUGCUAAUUGCAUCACAACCAGUGGACAUAAUGACCCAUGUUGCCUGGAGGCAGAGUGGCCUACCUCCAACACAUGUGAUCGGAGCAGGGUGUAACCUGGACUCAGAGCGACUCAGUCAUGUCCUGGAUAUCAACCUGAACACUCACAAACCAGCCUGGGUCAUAGGAGAACUUUCAGACAACAAAAUUGCUGUGAUGAGCAACACCAGCCUGAGUUCCAGUGCACCACAUGAGAUUGCCCCAGGAUCCAGCUCUACCAAACCACUGUUAGACAGAGCAUUUGAGAUAAUGAAGAAUCGAGGCCAGCGGUCGUGGUCGGUGGGUCUCUCUAUUGCUGACAUCACAAAUAGUGUCCUGAAAGAUAAGAAGAAGAUGCACUCGGUCUCCACACUCGCUCAGGGCUGGGGUGGCAUAGGUACAGAGGUAUUCCUCAGUUUGCCGUGCAUCAUGGGAGCAAAUGGUUCCACACGUCUAGCUGGGGUGUCACUGGGACAGGAAGAAGACUCCAAACUCAGGAACAGUGUCACCUCCCUUUCAACCCUCAUGGCUCAGCUUAGGAUAUAAAGGAUACGAGCAGUGUGGGAGUACCUCAGCUGCUUACUCCCCCAUCCCCAGCAGGUGGACUAUGCCUGUGCUGAGGUUGCAUGUAGUUUCAGUUAUCUCCUUGCACUCUCCUUUUUAGGAUACAGAUAACACUUCUAUCUUGAAUUUGUUCAUCCAUUGUCUUUUGGCAAUGUGUAGCAAAGCAGUACUGGCAAUGUACAGAUUGCAUUUUGCAUUUUGAAGUAGCCAGAACUAUGACAAGCUGUUCAUUUUGGUCUCUAUAAAAAUGACAAUUUGUCACAGCUUGCUACAAGAAUGUACGGAAACUUUCUGAAAAAGCAUGUAAAGAAUUGCAACGCUUGUAGCCUUGAAUUGUUUUGUAAAUAACCCAAGU
Molecule: messenger RNA, 1913 nt
Organism: Archocentrus centrarchus (flier cichlid)
Lineage: Eukaryota; Metazoa; Chordata; Actinopteri; Cichliformes; Cichlidae
Gene: uevld
Product: UEV and lactate/malate dehyrogenase domains
Exons: 12
Coding region: 128-1540 (470 amino acids)
Biological process (GO): endosome to lysosome transport; lactate metabolic process; pyruvate metabolic process
Cellular component (GO): ESCRT I complex
Molecular function (GO): L-lactate dehydrogenase (NAD+) activity; ubiquitin binding
Source: RefSeq, a predicted model, not a curated record